GCGGGAGCCUGCCGUGCCGAUAAGGAGCACCCUUCCCUCUCCUGCCCGGUGUCCCACCAGGCCAGCCGCUGGUCGGGAGGUUACCCUCGCAGCCCACCCCGCCCUCGAUUAUCCAGGCAGGCGGGAGCGCCUGGAGGCGCCCGCGCGCGUUUGCCGCUGUUCCCGCGCAGCGCCGUGAGGUGAUCCCGGCAGAGGCGGCUCCAGGAGCCUCCCUACCUCGGCUGCUUCCUCACAGCUCCUCAAAACCCCCGGCCGUCGCAGGAGCCCCUCGCCGUGCCUUGGGAGAGCUCUCCCGCGGGCCUUGGAGAGAGGCUUCCCUGUGACAGCGCCCUGCCUCGCUGCCGGGUGGGCUGAGGGCUCAGGGAGCAGCGCCUUCUUCUCUCGGUCAGGCUCUGUCCCCCGCCCAGCACCCUGUUUCCCCUCAGUUUUCUCUGAGACCCAGGCGCUGCCUUGGGGCAAUCAACUAUACACCAUGAAUAAAACCAGGCACCAGUCUCUCUUCUUUGUCAGUCUGCCAGAGCUGCAAAAACUCUGUGCUGCUACAGUAACACUGAGUUCUCAGAUACCAGAAGCUGAGACAAGGAGUACACAGAUAAAAACUUGCAGACAGUUAUUAUUCCUGUAUCAAGAGAUCCUUUCUGCACCUGUUAUUGGAACACUGAAUCAAAUUUCAGUUGUAAUGGCGAUACCAUUUUACAACUCGGGAAUAUGUCAAGCCUAUGUAGAGAGACAAGGAGCUACUCUGGAAGGACCUCAAACAGUUACUCCAGCCAUCCUUCAAACCUGUCUCUCCUAUACGCUUACAGCCAGACUUGCACCCAAAUGGAACAAGGCUGGCCAUCUCUUGGUGCAAGGAAAAGACUUUCUGUCUCAUUCAGGAAGGCAAAAUGCUGUUGUUGUAGACCUCAAUGUGUCAGAGAGACAGCUUUGCAUCAGUGUGGAGGCUUGCUCUAUUCGUUUGCCACCCCCUGAGCUGGGAGAUUUCGAUAUUUCAGAAAACACUGUAAAGCUGUUUGACAGCAAUGAAAAUACAGUUAUUCACCAACAUUCCAUAUUAAGUAACUGGUGCUAUGUUUUGCCAAGCAUGAAAAUGGGUCAGAUCAUAAACAUCAGCCAUAUAAUUCCUCCAGAAUCUCCUUUCCAUUCAUAUAAAGAAUUUCAGGUGCACUGGAAGAGUUUGUAUGGUUAUAUUCUUCCUGAGGAUCUUGAAGACACAAAAAUAUACUUGAGUGUUUACUUCAAACCAAUAGGGGAAAGGUUCUUCACGUAUCCUUUAAGUUGCGUUCGUAGUCAGCCAGUGCAGUAUUUCCCUAGAACAGAUGCAGAAAGUGUAGUGAACUCUUUUGUUUCUGACGUGAAGAGCAAUCUUUCACAACUAUGUGGAUUCCCAGUGAAGAUGACAAGUAAAGCACUUUAUGGUACACAAGAACUCUCCAGGGCUCUGGAAAUAAAAUCUAAGCAUAUGAAAUUGGAUGGUGAGAUGGUUUGUGUAGUAUCUCUAACGCAGGCUCCUCCAAGGAAUCCGACUUUGCCUAGACUUCCUUCACCGUGCAGUACGGAAAACAGCCACUGGAUGGAGCGUUUGCUCAAAGAGCCAGGAACACGCAGUUUUUCGAGUAGCAGCGAGGGCGCCGGAGAGGUUAGCACUGAAGCAACAGAGAAAUCAACGAAUAAUAAGCAAAUACCAGGAGUACCGGAGUUACCAGUUGCGAAAUCUUUAGGAAUACCGGUAAACUCAGCCUUUGAACUCCCUCCCCCAAAAGUCAGCAAAAUUAUACCAAUUUUCAAAGGAAAGUUGAUGCAAAUGAACGGGAAGGCCACAAAUCAAGUGGAUAGGAAGAAAAGGGAAAAUGCUGAAAGACCAAUAAAAGUUAUGGGUGUUUCAUCUUCUGUGCUGACUGUGCACAAGUCCAGCAUAACUCAGGUUUUCAAACAAGGUCAAAAUUUGCCAGUCAAAAAUCCUACUGACAGCAGCAUAUUUCAGGUAAUGAAAACAAAAACACACACAAAACAUGGUACACCCAUAUUUCGAUGGAAAACAGAGUCUGGUGGACAAAUUACUAACUCUGAUUUUUCUGAAAACUCAACUUCAGGUGGGAAUUCAAGUGAAGUCAACCACAAAAAGACAAAUUCUUCUUUCUUUCUUAAGAAUGUUGGGCCAGUGCUUCAGAAAUCCAACACCAAUCUGAGUCUGAAUGCAUAUGAAUCUCCUAUUUCCAGUGCAAGAAGAGGAAAAAAGUUUGCAAGUCAAAAUACCCUGCAAGUUCUUCAGGAACAACUCCAGUCAGAGGAAGUGCGCUCGCAGAUUUGUAAAUUAGACAAUGAAAUUACAAAUUCCGGUUUAUCACUGCAACAAACAAAGAGAUCAAAUAAAGCCGUGGGGUUAAAUAUUCAUGAAUCUGUCUUCAAAGGUAUAGUUUGCAUUGCCAGAAGUGAAGAAAAUAAAGCAUCAUGCCAUUCUAAGGACUAUAUCGCUAAGACAACCAGUCGUCAUUCCAAAUCUAAUUUUGAACAGAUGAUUACAGGGAACAAGUAUCUGACAUGUGAAACACUGACCUCAGAACUGACUUCAUCAGUCAAGGAGAACAAUAUGGAAGAAUCUGUAAAGAAAGGUUGUGCCAGAAGAAGACAGGUUUCCAAGAGGGCAUACUUGAGGAUCUUCAAGCUUUGCAUAUUUAGCUCUGUUUGUCAUUGGUACCUGUUUCUUCAUGAAAAACUGAGUGUUAAAUACAGUUAAGUGAAUCCUUGUAUCAGCAACGUCUCCAGACAGUUCAGGUUAAUAAGAUUCUAAUGAACUUAAAAAUUUAGCUAAAUUGUUUAGUUUUUGAAUCACAUUAUAUCUGUCCUAGUACCUGCUUACACAGUUAAUCAUUCUUUCAAGUUUUUUUGAUGUUUCAAGUCUGGUUUGUAUAGAUAUAAUAUCUAAUUCUUUCCUAUAAUGUCUGGACCACUUUGUUUCAUCAGUAAAACAUUCUUAAAUAAGUUUUCCUUGUCAAUUCAAAUGCUUAGAAAAUAAAAAAUAAUUUUAUUCUUAGGGGAAUGAUCUGAAGGCCAGGUUUGAUUAAAGCUUCAUUAAUUCUUAUUGUAAUUUUUGACAGAUUUUCAGAAAUGAAACUGCUCUGUAAAAGACUUGUUUUAAGUUUAAUUGACAAGCUAUUUUUCAGGAGUUUAUGCAGAAUAUGUAGUUGCCCUUUGGUUAAUUUUAUCACCAUAAGUGUAUCUUCAAUGACCUACUCAAAGGUGCAGUUACAAAUAUAAACAUAUAUAUAUGGUUGUUGCCCCAUAAUCACUGUUUUAAAGUGAACCUUAUUACUUUACCUGGAACAUAAGAAUUCAAUGUCACCCUAGCUCCUAAACUCAAGCAUUAUAGAACUGAAGUUUAACACUUGUUUUAGAUAUACAUUUGCAAAUCUUUUUUUCCUAAAGGAAUUGAUACAAUAGAACUUUAUGUGCUUUAUGAAAAUUUUUAAUGUUUAUAUUGCCACAUUGGUAUUUUUAUUUGCCUCAUUUUUCAAAGCACGAUUUUGCCCUACUACUAUGACAACUUUUGGUUUGUUUUGUUGUGGAGUUUUUUUGAAUGGUGACUGCUAACAUAGCUUAAAUUUCAUGGUGCAAGUGUUUAAAAGGAAGUGGGCACUUCAACAGUAUGUCAUUUUCUCAUACAUAAUAUAAAAAUAUACAAGCCAAGACAAACAUCACAAAACUUUGAGCAAUAUGCAAGAAAUCAAAUUAUAUUUACAUUCUAUCCGGAAAUUGGUAUAUAAAGCUAAUUUUCAAAUUCUGUGGAUUAGUUACUCUUUUAUAGAUUUAACUUUAUGUAAUUGAUCCUUUACUUGUCCUACAACGUGGUAAAGCCUGUAGAGCAGUUGCACUUCUACCAUGCUAUAUAAAUUAGUGCUUUACCUAAUCUGUUUCCUGUUGUUGCUGUUAAGAUGCUGCUGGUUGCCAACAUUUGCCUUGUAUUACCACAGAAGUAAUUUUGCCCUAUUCUUGCAUUUUCAAAUGUUUACACUGUUUUGUUAUGUUAUAAUACUCAAAAUACAGAAAAUUUAGUUAUUGCAGAUCCAGUGUUUUCCAUUUAAAAUAAACUAUUGAAUUACC
Molecule: messenger RNA, 4101 nt
Organism: Pseudopipra pipra
Lineage: Eukaryota; Metazoa; Chordata; Aves; Passeriformes; Pipridae
Gene: C1H18orf63
Product: chromosome 1 C18orf63 homolog
Exons: 14
Coding region: 473-2737 (754 amino acids)
Source: RefSeq, a predicted model, not a curated record